Acanthopagrus latus (yellowfin seabream) is the source of this 4704-nucleotide messenger RNA. RefSeq names its product glutamate receptor 3-like. Gene Ontology annotation, biological process: synaptic transmission, glutamatergic; monoatomic ion transport; modulation of chemical synaptic transmission. Gene Ontology annotation, cellular component: dendritic spine; plasma membrane; AMPA glutamate receptor complex. The transcript is spliced from 18 exons. Bases 367 to 3027 code for a protein of 886 amino acids. Gene Ontology annotation, molecular function: transmitter-gated monoatomic ion channel activity involved in regulation of postsynaptic membrane potential; AMPA glutamate receptor activity. The record is from RefSeq and is a predicted model, not a curated record. NCBI's taxonomy places the organism in Eukaryota, Metazoa, Chordata, Actinopteri, Spariformes, Sparidae.
CACUCAAACGCAGACCAGUUGACGUCUACUAAGUCUUCAAGGAUUCAGGGCGAAAGACCUUAGAGGAGACAUUGGAAUUUGGCCUCUAUGUCUUAUGCAGGUCUUGAACUUCAAACACAGGCCAGCAGAGGGCGAUGUUGUCAAAGUGGUCCUUAUCCACAGUAAGGAGAUCCGCUUUCUCCUCUCCUCCUACACCACCACCACCAUCUUUGAGAUAAAACAGUGGCUUUAGGUUUCCAGCAGCAGCAGCAGCAGCAGAGAAGGAGGAGGAGGAGGAGGGCUGGCGCUGCAGUUGCGCUGGCACACAUUCAACGUGGGAGCACACAUCACAUCCAGACCAGGAGUUGAUUCCACUUCUCGGGGAAAAUGUGGCAUCGCACACUCGCGGCUGUGCUUGUUUUGUUGCAUUUCUGCGGGGAGUCGCUGGCCGGGUUUCCAAACCAGAUCAACAUCGGUGGACUGUUCAUGCGCUCCACGGUGCAGGAGCACAGCGCCUUCAGGUUCGCUGUCCAGCUGUAUAACACCAACCAGAAUGUGACGGAGAAACCCUUCCACCUCAAUUACAAUGUUGACAACCUGGAGUCCUCCAACAGCUUCUCCGUCACACACGCCUUCUGCUCCCAGUUCUCCCGAGGAGUUUACGCCAUCUUCGGCUUCUACGACAGGAAGUCCAUGAACACGUUGACCUCCUUCUGCGGGGCGCUGCACACCUCCUUCAUUACCCCCAGCUUCCCCAUCGAUGCUGACGUGCAGUUUGUCAUCCAGAUGAGGCCCGGUUUGCGGGGAGCCGUUCUCAGUCUGCUGGCCCAUUACAAGUGGGAGAAGUUCGUCUACCUUUACGACACUGACAGAGGUUUUGCCAUCCUCCAGGCCAUCAUGGAGUCGGCCGUGGCCAAUAACUGGCAGGUGACUGCUCGCUCGGUGGGGAACAUCGUGGACCCCACAGAGUACAGACGCAUCAUCGAGGAGAUGGACCGUCGGCAGGAGAAACGCUUCCUCAUUGACUGUGAGGUGAACAGGAUCAACUCCAUACUGGAGCAGGUGGUGACCUCGGGAAAAAACAGCAGAGGAUACCACUACAUCCUCGCCAACCUGGGUUUUUCCAACAUGAGCCUGGACAGGGUCUUCUCGGGUGGAGCCAACAUCACAGGCUUCCAGAUCAUCAACCCAGACAGCCCCAUCGUCCAGCAGUUCCUCCAGCGCUGGGAGCGCCUGGAUGAAAGAGAAUUUCCAGAGGCCAAAAACACUCCACUGAAGUACACGUCAGCGCUGACCCACGAUGCCAUCCUCGUGAUCGCCGAAGCCUUCCGGUACCUUCGGCGCCAGCGCGUGGACGUGUCCCGCAGGGGGAGCGCGGGCGACUGCCUCGCCAACCCCGCUGUGCCCUGGAGCCAAGGCAUUGACAUAGAGAGAGCCCUGAAAAUGGUCCAAGUACAAGGUAUGACAGGGAACAUCCAGUUUGACACAUUUGGCCGACGAGCUAAUUACACAAUUGAUGUGUAUGAGAUGAAAACCGGAGGCCCCAGGAAGAUCGGCUACUGGAAUGAGUACGAAAAAUUUGUAUAUAUUAUGGAUCAGCAGGUCACCAACGAGUCCUCUUCUGUGGAAAACCGAACAAUUGUGGUCACUACUAUUAUGGAAGCUCCAUAUGUGAUGUACAAGAAAAACUAUAUGCAGAUGGAUGGGAAUGACAGAUAUGAAGGCUACUGUGUCGAUUUAGCUUCUGAAAUUGCAAAACAUGUGGGGAUAAAAUAUAAGCUCUCAGUAGUUCCGGAUGGGAAGUACGGAGCCAGAGACCCGGAGACCAAGACGUGGAACGGGAUGGUGGGUGAACUGGUUUAUGGGAGAGCUGACAUAGCCGUGGCUCCUCUAACUAUAACGUUGGUGCGGGAAGAAGUGAUAGACUUCUCGAAGCCCUUUAUGAGCUUGGGCAUCUCCAUUAUGAUUAAGAAGCCCCAAAAGUCCAAGCCGGGCGUGUUUUCCUUCCUGGACCCACUGGCGUACGAGAUUUGGAUGUGUAUAGUUUUUGCCUAUAUCGGCGUGAGCGUGGUGCUCUUCCUGGUGAGCCGCUUCAGCCCUUAUGAGUGGCAUCUGGACGAGAACGAUGAGGUCAAAGACCCUCAGAGCCCCCCAGACCCUCCGAACGACUUUGGGAUUUUUAAUAGCCUGUGGUUCUCCCUGGGCGCCUUCAUGCAGCAAGGAUGCGAUAUCUCACCAAGGUCGCUGUCGGGGCGCAUCGUCGGAGGAGUGUGGUGGUUCUUCACCCUCAUCAUCAUCUCCUCCUACACGGCUAACCUAGCCGCCUUCCUCACCGUGGAGAGGAUGGUGUCUCCGAUCGAGAGCGCAGAGGACCUGGCCAAGCAGACGGAGAUCGCCUAUGGGACGUUAGACUCAGGCUCCACUAAGGAGUUCUUUAGGCGCUCCAAAAUAGCAGUGUAUGAGAAAAUGUGGUCUUACAUGAAAUCGGCCGAGCCCUCGGUCUUUGCCAAGACGACGCCAGACGGAGUUUCUCGAGUACGAAAGUCGAAGGGAAAGUUCGCGUUUCUGCUCGAGUCCACUAUGAACGAGUACAUAGAGCAGCGGAAGCCGUGCGACACCAUGAAAGUGGGCGGAAACCUCGACUCUAAGGGAUACGGUGUGGCCACUCCUAAAGGCUCUGCAUUAAGAACUCCUGUAAACCUUGCAGUAUUGAAACUCAGUGAACAAGGCAUCUUAGACAAGCUGAAAAACAAAUGGUGGUACGAUAAGGGUGAAUGUGGAACCAAGGACUCGGGAAGUAAGGACAAGACAAGUGCACUAAGCCUGAGCAACGUGGCAGGAGUCUUCUAUAUUCUGGUCGGAGGGCUCGGCCUGGCUAUGACCGUGGCUUUGAUAGAGUUCUGUUAUAAGUCACGGCAAGAAACCAAAAGACUGAAGCUGGCAAAGAAUGCCCAGAACUUUAAGCCAGCCCCUCCGCCAAACACCCAGAAUUUUGCCACGUACCGUGAAGGCUACAACGUGUACGGGACAGAGAGCGUUAAGAUCUAACGGAAGUGAAAAUGUGUCAAUUCCCACUGGAGCGUCUGGACGGAAAACAGCCACUCUGUGUGACCCCCGACACCCCGAGGCUGGCAUCCUGGAGGCGACUGUCUUCUUUGUCAUCAGCUUGGACACAAGCCUAACAAGUCAACAAGAGCUCAUUCUGGGUUUGUGAGGCCCGUCACACUAACAGAGGGCAAUGACGCAACAGGACUUUUCUUGCUUCUGGAAACAUGAGAUUUGCCUCUUGUAGUGCCUUAUGGAGCAUUUCAGCGUCAUGGCAAUGCAGAUAAAAAUUUGAAUUCACUUGAAAAAAAAAAAAAAAAUCAAAUCUGUGGAACUAUAGGGCAAAACAUUGCUUUAAAUGACAAUUAGAUGAACUGUUGUAAUUUCCGUUGUUUUUCUAUUCUGACGAAGAAGAUGAAGACGAAAAAAAAAGCCAUGAUUUGCAAUCAAACCGUCCUGGAGUACUUAUUAAGUCAUUUGAAUACUUUACAGACAUAUUUUUGUGGUGAACUCUUUUAAGUUGGAUUAAAUGUUAUAUUUAGUGGAGUAAAAAGUCAUUUUCUUGUUUUACUAUAAGACUAUUUUUCGGUUUCAUGAUAUUUAAGACAAAGCAUCGAUCAAUAGGGUUAAGCAUCAAUUAAAAGUGACGACGUUGUACCCCAAGUUUUUUUUUUUUACUCGGAAACUAUCAGUAAUAUGAAACUAUGGUCAUCAGAAGCUGCUUCCUGCGACCGUGUUAUUUCUCGCAGCCUGUUGGACUUCAUUCACAACUCAACUCUGUUCUCUUAGAUGCUUCUGUUAAAAAAAAAGAAGAAGAAAACGCAAGACUUGGUUUGUUUCAGCUGCCACCGUUUGGAGAUGAUUUAAAAAAAAAAAAAAAAAAAUUGAAAAUGAGGUCAGCUUCUAAUCACUUAGUGCCAUAUUGUUGAAAUCAUUAGAACUCGUAGGGACUAGGAGAGCGACCCCCCUCUUUUUUUAAUGUAACAGCAUAUUCCAAUGGUUUAACUGAGCUUAUGGUUUACACUUUGUACACACGUAGAAGCCGUUCUCAUGUAAAAUGCAGUAUCUGCAGCUGUGACUCUCGACAUUCUUUUGGUAACUGAUUACACACACACACACACACACACACACACACACACACACACACACACACACACACACACACACACACACACACACACACACACACCAUAGCUUCUUUGGUUGUGAUGAGCUUUCUGUGUCUAUGCAUUAAUGCAGAAGGCGAGCUUGGUGAACUGUACAUUGAGGAAAAAGAGCUACAAAUGAAAAACAUUCGUCUGUUUGUAUAAGUGAAUUUUUUUAUAAACUGAAGGAGAAAAAAAAAAAAUCAACCUACAAUUGCUACAAACCAUGUACGCCUACAUUUGUUUAGUAUAUCAGACUUUCUCAUCCUUUCUCUCUCCCCCCUCAAGAUUAAAAGUGCAUGUGAACUCGGUGAUAGUUUUACCAAACUGCAACUCGAAAUGGACCCUGGGUUUAGUUUUGCGUCCGAUGACGACGUGCGAUCCGGUUUGUUUUUUUGUUGUUUUUUUUUUCCAGUUCAUUUGUAACAGUACCUCAACCAUGAGAGUUGCAUGUAUGAACACAAUGAACCUCUGUGGAGAGGCCAUGUACAAAGGAUUUUAUUACAUUUCCUUAAUAAAAGCAGGUUUAUAUUCA